GGCCUAGCCUCGUCGAGAUUCAUUGAAAUCAACGACGACAGCGACCUCACAAAAUUCAAGUCGUACGAACAUGGCGACGAAAGGACUUCAAAGCUUCACGAGAAGCUUGAAUGCUUUCCGCACAUCAAUAAACAGUGCGAGAGAUCCAUUAACAGUAUGUCGUAUAGAUUGACGGCUGGGAGUGAAUCUGAGUACUGAUUUUACUAUAGCAAUGCCUAGCACCACAAUUUACGAGAUCAAUGGCAACAGAGGCGCCGUUACCGUCCAGUAUCUCCCAAAGAUAUGAACCCAGUAUUCUCACAAAUACAUCAGAUAUCGCGUCUGAUCCUUUCAGUACAUAUUCCUUGCGAAAUUCCUCCAUCUAUCCGCUAACACCCCGCAGACCCCCCAGUUUUAACCACUAUCUAUAAAUUCCCGACCAUGGAACCUCUCCGUUUCGAAUCCUACCCAGGUAAACAUCUUCACCUCCCUCUCCGUCGAGAUCUUCUUCAUCGCGCUGUAGUAUUCGAAGGCGACAAUACCCGUCAAGGAACUGCAUCCUCCAAAACCCGCUGGGAUGUCCAUGGUUCUCAUCGAAAAGUCCGUCCGCAAAAAGGAACCGGUAGUGCUCGUCUUGGCUGGAAGCAAUCGCCAUUAAUUCUUGGAGGAGGAAAAUCAUUUGGUCCUCACCCAAGAGACUUUGGAACAGACUUACCGAGAAAAAUAUACGAUAUUGCGUGGCGGACGGCGCUGAGUUGGAGAUAUAGAAGAGGACAAUUGAUUGUUUGCGAAGAUGGAAUGACAUUUGAUUACCCAAAAACGAGAUAUGCGAAGAAAGUUUUUGAGGAUUUAGGAUGGGGGAAGCAGAAUGGAAGGACGUUGAUUGUGACGGAUGGUUUCAGGAAGAACCUGUCCAGCGUCGUUGACAAGCAUGAUGCGACGGUGUUGGAAGUGAGUGAUGUGGAUGUUAAGGAUUUGUUGGAGUUGUCGAGGGUUGUGAUAGAGAAGAGUGCGUUGGAUCAUAUAUUGGAAGAGCACCAGAGUGAUCUUGUUAAGAAGGUUAGGAGUGCUGCGUGAUGAAUGAGCUAUGGUAAUAUAUUUCAAGCUCUUUCUCUUGUGUAUAUAGUAUUGUACGAAAAAUGAACGAUUUCUAGAUGGAAGGCAUAG
Sclerotinia trifoliorum is the source of this 1146-nucleotide messenger RNA. Lineage: Eukaryota; Fungi; Ascomycota; Leotiomycetes; Helotiales; Sclerotiniaceae. The record is from the annotation of a GenBank genome assembly.